AUGUCGUCUACUCAGAUAUCAGUUACACUCACCUCUCACUCUAGCGACUUGCUCAAACCAGUUAUGUCUGUCCUGAAGAGACAUGAUGGAUCUGAGUACUACGUCUAUGAACGCAAAGACUGCUGGCAUAUUGGUCUUGGAUCCUACAGAUCCUUGAUAGUUGACUCCAGCGGGGAGAACAUGACAAUUUCAGCGUCCGGGGAACCAAGUCGUCACUGCCUGGUGAAGAAGCCCCUAUCUGAUCUAGCAAGAGAAUUUCUCCGUGAUAAUUGGAAUCACACCUCCAAAGUCUGCGGGCACGUUGGAUUCAACUAUGCCGCUCAUAUCCGGGGCCUGAAUUAUACCCCCGGCAAAUGGCCCCUACUCGCCUUGAUGAUACCUUGCAUAGAAGUACUCAUCGAGUCAGAUAGAAUAAUAGUCACCGGGCAUGACACCAAAGAGGUCCUGGAACUGUGCACACAGCUGAAAAAUACAUGCCGGUGCCGCAACCUACCACCUACCACUCAUGAUAUCCAACCCGUUGACGUUAGUUAUAACUCGAGCCAAUACAAAACCCUAGUACAGAAAGCGUUGUCAGAAAUUCAGCAGGGCCACUACACCAAGAUAAUUCCGUCUCGGCCAGUUAACCUCCCAGAACGUGUGGACAUGCCUUCAACACUGCACAGUGGUCGACAAUCUAAUACCCCCUCACGCAGCUUCUCCUUCCGACAUGCUGGCUACCAAGCCACUGGAUUCAGUCCCGAACUAGUCAUGUCCCUGGACAAAGGGGUAGUAACAACAGAGCCUCUGGCCGGCACACGCUCAUGCAAAGGCACGAAGGCAGAAAUCCAGAGACUUCGACAUGAGCUAGAAAACGACAGCAAAGAGAUCGUCGAGCACGUCAUCUCCGUCAAAGAGGCCGUGCACGAAGUCAGCCAGCUUUCCGAUAAGCCGGUGGUAGAGGACUUCAUGUCCGUGCGAGUACGAGGGAGCGUGCAACACCUUGGUUCUCGAGUAUGCGGACGUCUAUCUCCAGAUAAAGACAUGUGGGAUGCUUUCAAUGUCCUCUUCCCGUCGAUAACUGCGUCAGGUAUUCCGAAACAGGCUGCUAUUGAUGCUAUUUCCCGCCUUGAGUCGCAGCCUAGAGAGCUUUAUUCGGGAGCUAUUCUGAUGAUCGAAGAUAAUCAGUCCAUGGAGGCUGCGCUUGUGCUUCGCUCUGUUUAUCAGGAUUCCGAGCGCCAGCGGAUCCAGGCUGGUGCUGGAGUAAUUGCGGAGUCGGAUCCGUCCCGAGAAUUGACUGAGACUUGUGAGAAACUUGCGAGUAUUGCGCCUUUUGUUGUGAGGGAAUCUGGUAUGUAA
This is a messenger RNA of Aspergillus niger, 1338 nucleotides long. RefSeq lists its product as uncharacterized. Lineage: Eukaryota; Fungi; Ascomycota; Eurotiomycetes; Eurotiales; Aspergillaceae. Gene Ontology annotation, biological process: L-tryptophan biosynthetic process. Gene Ontology annotation, molecular function: oxo-acid-lyase activity; isochorismate synthase activity. The record is from RefSeq and is a predicted model, not a curated record. Bases 1 to 1338 code for a protein of 445 amino acids. The transcript has a single exon.